AGUACUGCACUGGGGAUCUGUCAUUUCCAAAAGCAAAAGCGCUUCAUCGCGGUUGUUUUGGUCUGUUCACUCCAAAAGUUUAAAAAACUUGCAUUUUCCGAACAUUUUCGCGUGAAUUUGGUUCAAAAAUAGUUCAAAAUGGGAGACAAAGAUCAAAGCAUCAUGGAUAAAUCCAUGCGAUCCGUAUUCGUCGGAAACAUUCCCUAUGAAGCAACAGAAGAGAAGCUGAAGGAUAUUUUUUGUGAAGUAGGACCGGUCAUCUCCUUGAAAUUGGUGUUUGAUCGCGAAAGUGGAAAACCGAAAGGGUAUGGAUUCUGCGAGUACAAAGAUCAAGAAACGGCCCUUAGCGCUAUGCGUAACCUCAACGGCUACGAAAUCGGAGGCCGAGCAUUGCGCGUGGAUAACGCUUGUACGGAAAAAUCUCGCAUGGAAAUGGCAGCGUUGCUGCAGGGGCCGCAGAUCGACAAUCCGUAUGGAGAUCCAUGUGAUCCGCUGAUGGCCCCGGAAAUAGUGACCAAAACCGUGGUGUCAUUGCCUCCGGAACAGAUGUAUGAAUUGAUGAAACAGAUGAAAACCUGCUUCCAAAACAAUCCGGUGGAAGCUCGCAAUAUGCUGCUACAAAAUCCACAGUUGGCUUAUGCUCUUCUGCAAGCGCAAGUGGUCAUGAGAAUUGUCGAUCCGGCCACGGCCGUCACUUUUCUCCAUAAGGCCAACCAAAUGCCUCCCGUGCUGACCGGAGACACAAUGAGCAUUCCACCGUCUCAGCAUUCGCCGAUACCGAUGCCGGUGCCAGCUCCGAUGCCGGUUCCUCCUGUCAGUGGACCGGCUUCUUUUGCUCCUAGUGUGGGACACGACGUAGAUCUACGCAAUGUCGAUCCCCGAUUGGGACGCCAGCUUAAUCUGGAUCAGGAUAUGCGUUCACUACCAGCAACGGGUGCAGGACUUCCAUCAGCUAUGGACAACUUCAAUCAACGGGCUGCGCCUCCACCGCGUCCGAUUGGUCCUCAAGCACCGCCACAAGCUAAUCCGUUCCCAGUGGAUCCACGUCAGCGUCCGGUAGAUCCGCGUCAAGGCCCGAAAGAUCCCCGUCAGCAGCCGGGUGGAUCCAAUCGGCCACCACCACCAGCGCCACCGUCAUCGUCUUCGAUGGCGGCAGCUAGUGCUGCAGCUGCGGCUUCGUCCAACGGUAUUCCGAAUGAUGCGUCCGACCAGGAGAAGGCAGCACUCAUCAUGCAAGUUUUGCAACUUUCGGAUGAACAGAUUGCAAUGCUUCCGCCGGAGCAACGCACUAGCAUCCUGGUGCUGAAGGAACAAAUUGCCAAGAGCACGCAGCGUUAGGAAUUUUCGGAUUGAGGAAUAUGGGAAUUAUCGGCGUACAUAAUCUAUCCUUCUUGCAUAACUGUCACAGGGGAUCCCAUGCAACAUGGGAUAUUCAUGCGUAGAGCUGCAGUAAAUGUAAUAACAAUUA
Molecule: messenger RNA, 1468 nt
Organism: Aedes aegypti (yellow fever mosquito)
Lineage: Eukaryota; Metazoa; Arthropoda; Insecta; Diptera; Culicidae
Gene: CstF64
Product: cleavage stimulation factor subunit 2 tau variant
Exons: 3
Coding region: 139-1338 (399 amino acids)
Biological process (GO): mRNA 3'-end processing
Cellular component (GO): mRNA cleavage and polyadenylation specificity factor complex
Molecular function (GO): mRNA binding
Source: RefSeq, a predicted model, not a curated record